Ilex paraguariensis (yerba mate) is the source of this 2016-nucleotide messenger RNA. Lineage: Eukaryota; Viridiplantae; Streptophyta; Magnoliopsida; Aquifoliales; Aquifoliaceae. The record is from the annotation of a GenBank genome assembly.
AUGGAGGUUGAGAAACGAGGUUCAAAGGGAGGGUUUCUUCAGUUGUUUGAUUGGAAUGCCAAAUCUUGCAGGAAGCUUUUCUCAAACAAGUCUGAAUUACCUGAAGGUUCGAAACAUGGAAAAGAAAACUUUGAUAGUUUGGGCAUCUCCCGGCUUCAACAGGUUCACGAAAAUGGGCUUGGUUUAACUAUCAAAGGAAGUAGUGAUUAUAGAUGUGCUUCAUCUGUAUGUGGUGAUGAAGGGUGUGGAGCGAGAGCACCAGGGGUGGUUGCUAGACUUAUGGGACUGGAUUCUUUGCCAAGUUCAAAUGUUUCUGAGUCCUCUUUUGCUCCAUUUUUUGACUCUGGCUCUUUUAGGGGUUCUCUUACAGCAAAAGUAACAACUGAUUUUCGGAGUGAACAUCACAUCGUAGAUUAUGGAAACAUAAGAGAUAAAUUAGAUGGAUUCUCUAGGAAUCCCGUGGAAUUGCAGCUGCAGAAGUUGCAGAACCGACCUAUUGAAAGGUUUCAGACUGAAAUAUUGCCUCCAAAAUCAGCUAAAUCCAUUCCAAUUACUCACCAUAAGCUGUUGUCUCCUAUUAAGAGUCCUGGAUUCAUCCCAACAAAAAAUGCGGCCUACAUAAUGGAGGCAGCUGCCAAAAUAAUUGAGCAGAGUCCUCGAUCAACUAUCAAUGGCAAGUUUCCAUCCUUUAGGUCUUCCUCAGUUCCCUUGAAAAUUCGGGAUCUCAAAGAGAAGAUCGAGGCUGCACAAAAAACAUCCAGGCUUCCUGAAGCAUCUCAAAGACCCAAAGAGCACAGAUCUGUCAAGUAUAUGAAAAGACAUCCUAGUGAUAGUAGCUGUAGUGGAUCAGAAGGUAAAAAACUGACCAAGGCUUCUGUAGUAUCAGAAAGAGGUAGUUCUGCAAGUUUGAAGAAAAAGGGGAAACCAGUUUCACUUGCAGUUCAAGCAAAGGUCAAUGUUCAGAGAAGAGAUGGAUUGAAUUAUAAAGGUCAUAGGAGUUCUGUGAACCAAAAGGAAGAUAAGGAGGUUAAGUCAGGCCACGAUGGCAACAACCAGCCAUAUAUGCAACAGAGUAUGCGGAAAAAAGCUUCCAUAGGCAGGAGUUCUGAUGUGCUCAGGCAGAAUAACCAGAAGCAGAACUGUGCAUCCAAUAAAGGCAGGGUAAGUUCAAAACCAUCAGUUCCCCGCCAUGAAGACAUAAAAACUCUGUCCAUGAAUUGUUCGUCUAGGUCAACUGAGACAGUGAAUGAGGUAGUUGUAGACGCUGUGGUUGUGCCUAGAAAGAUGAAUUUAGUGACGGCUGACACUAUCAAGGAAUUGUCAUCGUCAAAAACAAGAAGUUAUUCUGGAAAGAAACGCCCUAUCAUUGGGGAUAUUCAGUUUGAUGACUGUGCGGUUGACACAGUGCAGGUGAACAAAAAUGAAAGGCCUGUAAAAUGUAAUGUUACGAUGGAUGGGGGCACACAGUGGGAUCCAAUUGCCGCAAAAAAGGGCUCAGAUGUUGUAUCGUUUACGUUCACAUCUCCUAUCAAAAAAUCAGUUCCUGGACCCCAAGCAUCUGGUCAGGUCACAGGAAAGAAUAAGAACCUAUGCCUCAGCUAUUAUGACAAUCAAUCUGACUCAAAAAGUUCAACUUUGUCUUCUUUGGGGUUGAAUGUGAUUGGUGGUGAUGCUCUGAGUGUGCUUUUGGAGCAGAAGCUCAAGGAAUUAGCAUGUAGAGUUGAGUCAUCCCAUUAUGACCUGCUCAAAGAAGGGUCUGCUUCAAGUGCUACCUCUAGUUAUCAAGAUUCAGUGUCAACUCCCAGUGUCGCAAACACCAUGCCAAUGGAACAUGACAAGAGGUAUCAGCUUCGUCUACAUGAGGACAAACCAGACAUUCAAGAUGACUUCGAUUGCUCUUUGGUUGAUGAACUGCAAGUCAAAGCAAAACAAAAGUGGCUGGUAUGUCUCCAUUUAUUAUACUUCUCAACUUCGAUUACUGUUCUUUCAUACAUGGCAUUUUCCUAUGCUGAGUAA